AUGGCGCUCGACGAAUACUAUCACAACAAGAUCGAGGCGAUGAAGCUCGAGAUACUCAAGGGCCAGGCCGCCCUUCGACGUCUCGAAGCUCAGCGCAAUGACUACAACUCGCGCGUGCGCUUACUCAGAGAAGAGCUCGGCCUGCUGCAACAACCUGGAUCAUAUGUCGGCGAGGUUGUCAAAGUCAUGGGCACUAAGAAGGUCCUUGUCAAGGUUCACCCUGAAGGCAAAUACGUCGUUGACAUUUCUGACAAUGUCGACGUAUCCAAGCUCACCGCCGGCAAGCGCGUCACACUCCUCUCCGACAGCUACAAGCUCGAAAAGAUGCUGCCUUCUUCAGUCGAUCCCCUCGUCUCCCUCAUGAUGGUCGAAAAGGUCCCCGACAGCACAUACGACAUGAUUGGUGGUCUCGACCAACAAAUCAAAGAAAUCAAGGAAGUUAUCGAGCUGGGUCUUAAGCACCCCGAGCUGUUUGAGUCGCUCGGCAUCGCACAGCCCAAGGGUGUCCUGCUCUACGGUCCUCCUGGUACCGGCAAGACACUACUGGCGCGAGCUGUCGCUCACCACACGGCGUGCAAGUUUAUUCGUGUCUCCGGUUCCGAGCUUGUGCAAAAAUACAUUGGUGAAGGUAGCCGCAUGGUUCGUGAGCUCUUCAUCAUGGCGCGCGAGCAUGCGCCUUCCAUCAUCUUUAUGGAUGAAAUCGAUUCCAUCGGUUCCUCGCGUGUGGAAGGAUCAUCUGGUGGUGACUCUGAAGUCCAAAGAACAAUGUUGGAGCUUCUCAACCAGCUCGACGGUUUCGAGCCGACAAAGAACAUCAAAAUUAUCAUGGCCACUAACCGUCUCGACAUUCUCGACCCUGCUCUACUAAGACCCGGCCGUAUCGACCGCAAGAUCGAGUUCCCGCCCCCUAGCGUGGAGGCCCGAGCCGAUAUUUUGCGCAUUCACAGCCGUAAGAUGAAUCUGACGCGCGGUAUCAACCUGAACAAGAUUGCCGAGAAGAUGAACGGUUGCUCCGGUGCUGAGCUCAAGGGUGUGUGUACCGAGGCCGGCAUGUACGCUCUCCGCGAGCGCAGAGUACACGUCACGCAAGAGGACUUUGAGCUGGCCACGGCCAAGAUUCUCAACAAACACGAUGAUAAGGAGGUAUCACUCGGCAAGCUUUGGAAAUAA
Messenger RNA from Akanthomyces muscarius, 1170 nucleotides. RefSeq lists its product as uncharacterized. The transcript has 2 exons. Gene Ontology annotation, molecular function: proteasome-activating activity; ATP hydrolysis activity; ATP binding. The record is from RefSeq and is a predicted model, not a curated record. Gene Ontology annotation, biological process: proteasome-mediated ubiquitin-dependent protein catabolic process. Gene Ontology annotation, cellular component: proteasome regulatory particle, base subcomplex. NCBI's taxonomy places the organism in Eukaryota, Fungi, Ascomycota, Sordariomycetes, Hypocreales, Cordycipitaceae. Bases 1 to 1170 code for a protein of 389 amino acids.